CGUUCUGUAAAUCACCAAUACCAUUGCAUAGCGAAAGAUUUCAUUUGAUUUAUUUGGGAUUGUAUUUUUAAACUGACAUGCAUUAUUAGCUUGUAAAAAGGGUUAAUACUUUUCCAAAUCGUAAUUGACUUAUUCACAAUUCUUUUUACCUUAUAUAAUUUUUGUUUUAACAAGAUCUAUUUUUCGUUAUAUUAGAUCUACACAAUAUACAUGUACAUCCUUUACCUUUUCCACUCUUUUAGUCUGUACACCACCAAUAAACACACAACCUCGCCUUACUGACCACCACAACCGUCUCGCUCACUACGGUCAAGAAUCGAUGAACAUUUCACGUUUCGUACCGUAAAAAAAACAUAAACGACCGAUAGUUGAUCGCGGCUCAGUCGGUCGCGAGUAUUUGCGCAUGCAAGAUCACGGUAAAUCUGUGUCAAAGAGCAAGUGAUUAAACAACUUUUUUGUUUCGCUACAUCAACGGUGCAACAGUGGUUUCUAGUUGAUGCUUUCCGCGGUAACAGAUAUCAGCUAAUUCCACCAUGACGCAAGCUGUUAAUGCCGGCUGGAAGCUGGAUAGUGAUGAUAGAGCGUGCUAUAUCGAGGUGGAUGAGAAUGAAGCGUACGAGAACGAUACCGUUGCCCGGUCGGAUGAGAACGAUUCCAAAAAUGAUGACCCAGACCAUGGCUGGACGCAGUGGAGUAAUUUACCGGAUCAUAUUCUCGAGCGCAUCUUCUCCCAUCUCACCAUCAAGGAGCGAUACUACGCGAGCCUGACCUGCUACGGAUGGUACAGAGCGUUCUACCUGCCGCACGUGUGGUCUAACUUUCUGGUCGAGGAUGCGACGCUCGGUCGGAUGCGAUACAACUACUAUUCCGGCUGGCAGCCCGUACUCGAUCACUCGCGCCUCCAGAGCUGUCUCCUAUCCGUGGGCCAUCUCAUACGCGGGCUUGACUUUCGGCCGCAAGUCAGCUUCAACAACAUGUUCCAGUUCAUGUCGCUCAUCUCGUGGGCGAUGGAGCAGAACGCACGGACGAGCGGGUGUCCCCGCGAAUGGGUCGGCUGUGGUUCGCGGAUCCGUUCGCUCAAUUACCUGUUCCCGUGCAAUAUGGCCCUCAGCGAGGAUCCCGAGUCAAUCAAGCUGUUCGGCACGGGCGGUCAGUUGCUGGCCGCUCUCAAGCGGCUCAUGCUUUGCCUUACCAACCUGCAAUCGCUCUCACUGGUUGACCUUAUACUGGAACGGUACGAAGCGAACCAUCUGCUGGACGAGGUGCUCGAAUCGUGCUGUCUGGUGCUGCGCCGUCUCUGCCUCGUCAACGUUACCUCACACCACUGUCCCAUCAUGCACAUUGGACUGUUUCUCAAUCUACAGAUACUGGAAGUCUCUCCGCAAAAUGUUGACGACGACGUACUGACACUGUUAGCUGAUUCCAAGGUGAAACAUCUCACCCUGCUGCAGAAUCGCUACACGCCGCCUGCGCUAGCCAUCAGUCCGUGCUCCGCGAAGGCUUGGCUGACGGUACGACGGGAUAACCCGAAGCUGCGGGUUCACCUGCGCGUCGAGUCCACCACCAACGCGGUGAUUCUGCUGCAGCCCGAGGCACCAGUCGCCAGCAUGAUUUAUCAGACGCCCAAAACAAUGAUUACUUCCGACCAGCUGGUAGCGGCCGUCGAUGCUUACAAGUACACGCUGACCGUUUAUGGGCAUGAACAGCUGCCGGCGGUAGAGUCACCACUGGACGGUGAGUUUCAGGAACGGCCGGAUAGUUUGUUGGUACUGCUCGCCCGCUCCUGCCCGGGACUGAAUGCACUGAUGGUACGUGAAUGCAUCUCAACCGCCACGAUUCUAUUGAUUGCUAAAUCGGCUCAAAACCUGCGUCAUCUCUACAUCAACCGGGCACAGGUCAGGCUCGGCUGUGAUUGGCCCCGAAGUCCCGACUGGACGGAUGAGUUUUACGCGUGGUUACAGACAACGUCCGGAUCGCUGGAAGCUACCGAACGGGAGGUGUCCCGCAUACUAGACCAUCCUUACUGGCAUCUGCUAUCCGUGGAACAGUUCCAGAUGGCUUCACUAAUGCGACAUGUAGCUUUUUGAGGUGGCAUCAUACCAUUUCUGCUGUUACAGUAUACGGGUGCUGGACACCAAUUACCGCCAAACACGCCGAGGGGAGGGGAGGGAAAGAACACGAAAAAGCAAAAAAGAAAUUGUACGAAAAAUUACCCACCCUUUUACACUGUUUCGCUCCUUUCAUGCCACCUACAAACCGUGGUGGCGAAAGAGUUUUUAAUUAAUCAAAAAUAAUUGAACAAUUUUUCUUCCCAACCACGGGAUCGAAAGCAUGAAGUCGAAAUGGCGCACAAAUGCGGGAGAGAAAUUAUAUUAUCCGCAUUAAAUAAUUAUGCUGUUCAGCUUUUUCUCCACCAGCUACGGAUGAACCGUACAAGGAUGUCCGGAUGUCCUAGCGGGGUUUUUUUUUUGUUCAACCCAUCGGUCAAACAUUAGUCACACGCUGCGGUACUGUCGAUGAAACGGUGAAGGGUGAAAAUUCUUCAAACUAGAAAAACACUCGUGCGCACACACACACACACGAUGGCCAGUUAGUACCGUACGGUCGGUACAAUCCCCGGCUAGCCGUCGAUGGUGCAAAUUAUCCUAAAAACUUUUCCGGCUUCAUUAUUCACGACACUUGCCACCUACUGGUACCGAAGCUCGGUAGGGAAACGAUACACACGCGAGCAUAUUAAAACAAGGUGCAAUGAAAAAUGCAUUCAUGUCAGCAAAACUUUUGUUGGUGCAAACAUUGGUUCCCCUCGAAUAAGGAUUCGUUAGAAUCGUCUCAUGCCACACCGGACAAACGUCCAUCGAUUCUCCCAUCCUACCCGAGCGACAAGGGUAAAGAGAAAACUACUUUUCCUAGAAACACAAACACACACAUACACACAAAUAAGGGAAAGAUUUUCGCUGUCGGUAAAACUUUAUCAUUUGGGGCCAAAAUUCGUCAGGCACUUGAGCUACGCCACCGACCGGGAAACUAAUUGCUAACUAUUCAAUAAAAUUUUACUAUCACAAACACA
Molecule: messenger RNA, 3067 nt
Organism: Anopheles funestus (African malaria mosquito)
Lineage: Eukaryota; Metazoa; Arthropoda; Insecta; Diptera; Culicidae
Exons: 6
Coding region: 534-2087 (517 amino acids)
Molecular function (GO): protein binding
Source: RefSeq, a predicted model, not a curated record